Molecule: messenger RNA, 3587 nt
Organism: Carassius carassius (crucian carp)
Lineage: Eukaryota; Metazoa; Chordata; Actinopteri; Cypriniformes; Cyprinidae
Product: serine/threonine-protein kinase DCLK1-like
Exons: 16
Coding region: 346-2667 (773 amino acids)
Biological process (GO): protein phosphorylation; axoneme assembly; retina development in camera-type eye
Cellular component (GO): axoneme
Molecular function (GO): protein kinase activity; ATP binding
Source: RefSeq, a predicted model, not a curated record
UGGAGAGGAAUGGGGCGGUGUGUGUGUCUGUGUGUGUGUGGAGGGGGAGGGACGGAUGGCUGGCUGUGGCAGGUCUGCGGUGCGGGGCUGAAUCUCAAUGAGAAAGCGGUCAAUGUAAAUCACUGCAAGACACGGAGGAGAGAGAGAACAGCAUCUGCCGUCCGACCGACCGACCAGCCAGCCAGCCAGCCUCCUCUGCGGGACAACAAAGGAGGUUCCGGGCUCACAUCACGACUCCUGUCAGCACAACCCAACAUCUGAAUCGUGACCAUUACGAAGAAACCUUGAAUAUUCCCUAAAUCUUCUCCUUUAGGCAAGUAGAAAGACCUAAUCUGACUAGACGACAUGGAGGAACACUUUGACGAGAGGGACAAAGUGCAACGCACCAGCCGAAGCGCAGGCCGGACGAACGGGCUGUUCAGCCCCACUCACAGCGCCCACUGCAGCCUGUACCGGACACGCACCCUCAAAGCUCUGAGCCAGGAGAAGAAGGCGAAGAAAGUGCGCUUUUACCGCAAUGGUGACAAGUAUUUCAACGGCAUAGUGUACGCCAUCUCAUCGGACCGGAUAAGAACCUUUGACGCUUUGCUGGCCGACCUGACCCGAACCCUCUCUGACAACGUCAACCUGCCCCAAGGGGUGCGAAUCAUCUACACAAUAGAUGGUUCCAAAAAAAUCACCAGUAUAGAUCAGCUGGUGGAAGGUGAGAGUUACGUGUGUGGCUCCACCGAAGCCUUUAAAAAACUCGACUACUCCAACAAUGUCAACCCUAACUGGUCUGUGAAUGUGAGGGCCCUGGGCUCCAGCAAAUGCCCCACGUCUCUAGCCAGCUUGAAAUCAGGACCGCAGUCCAAAGAGGGCAAAGACUUCAUCAGACCCAAACUGGUCACCAUUGUCCGCAGUGGGGUGAAGCCGCGGAAGGCAGUCCGCAUCCUGCUUAACAAGAAGACGGCUCACUCCUUUGAGCAAGUUCUCACUGACAUUACAGAUGCUAUAAAGCUUGAUUCUGGCAUUGUCAAGGCGAUCUACACUCUUGAGGGAAAACAGGUCAUGUGUCUUCAAGAUUUCUUCGGAGAGGAGGACAUCUUCAUUGCAUGUGGCCCGGAGAAGUUCCGUUUCCAGGAUGACUUUAUGUUGGAUGAAAGCGAGUGCCAAGUAGUGAAAUCAACAUCUUCUGGAAAGAUGGGGUCUUUAAACAGAAGCUCUCCCAGAAGUCUCACCCUUUCCAGACGCAGCAAGUCUCCUUCUGGAUCAGUGAAUGGGACCUCGGCCAGUCAGCUGUCCACACCCCAUUCUGCAAAAUCGCCCAGUCCAUCUCCCACCAGCCCCGGGAGCUUGAAGAAACACAGGGGAUCCCAGCACAGCGGUUCCUCUCUGUCUGUGGCCUCUACCAAAGUUUGCAGUAUGGAGGAGGAGGAAGCGCCCGUAAGUGAUGCCGAGCCCUUGGAGGAGACGCCGAUACCAACAGUCCCAAGCUCCAUUUCGGAUCGGUACAAAGUGGGCCGAAUGAUCGGAGACGGGAACUUUGCGGUAGUCCAUGAGUGUGUAGAGCACUCGACUGGCAGGGCGUACGCUCUGAAGAUCAUCAACAAAGGCAAAUGCAAAGGAAAGGAGCAUAUGAUCCAGAAUGAGGUGGCUAUCCUCAGAAGAGUGAAACACCCAAACAUCGUGUUGCUGAUUGAGGAAAUGGACACUUACAGUGAACUCUACCUGGUCAUGGAGCUUGUUAAGGGAGGAGAUCUUUUUGAUGCCAUUACCUCCACAAACAGAUACACUGAACGGGAUGCCAGUGGCAUGCUGUACAACCUGGCCAAUGCUAUCAAGUACUUACACAGCCUUAACAUCGUCCACAGGGACAUCAAGCCAGAGAACCUUUUGGUGUAUGAGCAUCAAGAUGGAAGCACAUCCCUGAAGCUGGGCGACUUUGGCUUGGCCACCGUGGUGGACGGACCUCUCUACACUGUCUGUGGAACACCCACUUAUGUAGCACCAGAGAUUAUCGCAGAGACCGGGUAUGGCCUUAAGGUAGAUAUUUGGGCCGCUGGGGUCAUCACAUAUAUUCUACUCUGUGGCUUUCCUCCAUUUCGUGGGAGCACUGAUGAUCAAGAAGCGCUGUUUGACCAGAUACUGUUGGGACAGUUAGAAUUCCCUCUUCCGUAUUGGGACAAUGUAUCAGACUCAGCCAAAGAGCUGAUAGUGUCUAUGCUGCAGGUGGAAGUGGAUCAGAGAUACACAGCGCUGCAGGUGCUGGAACAUCCCUGGGUCACUAAUGACGGUCUGUCAGAAAACGAGCAUCAGCUGUCGGUGGCAGGAAAGAUCAAGAAGCACUUUAACACUGGGCCCAAGCCCAGCAACAACACCCCGGGAGUGUCUGUGAUGACGACCACCGCUCUUGAUAAGGAGAGGCAGAUUCUCCGACGAGGAUGCCACCAGAAUGUGAGCGCAGCUGCCUGGACCACCCAGCCGACCUGUAGCCUCCACAUCCCAGCCUUUACUCCCAAUCUACACCUCGACCCCCUGUCCCAGCCGCCCAGCGGACUCCCCGCUCCAGCCCUCAUCCCCACUCCAUGUCCCUCUACCACCACCGCCACCACCACUACGCCCGAGUCUGAAGACUUUUCCGCCUGCUCCACGGAGACUGUUCGCUCCCUCUUCUCCCCUUUCUAGCAUCGAAAGGGAAGGGGACGAGUGGAAAGGGCACCAAAAGAGAAGAAGGGUUUAUGAGGAUUCGGAACGUGAUGAACUGAACCAUUUUGUAAUCUGAUCACAUAAAGGUGCAGGGAAAAUGAUGACCGUCAAGAAGGGGGUUUCUUGUUUAUUUAUGGUCAUUAUAAUACCUUUUAUUUAUAUGUAAUAAAUACACAUUCUUUUUUAUUCAAGUUCAAAAAUGUCUUUUUCUGUUGAAGCACCUUAGAAAUUUGAUGUUUUUACGGGUCCGGUAUUGUUCAUAUGUUUCAGAGGGAAACUGUAAGGACUUUUAGCGAACUUGAUUCUUGGUAAUUAGUACUUUGUUCACAAAAACCUUUCUAAGUAGACACAAAAUUAUUUGAAUUGCCGAUACCUCUUCAGAGAUAAACUCCUAUGUGGAUUUUCUUUCUAUUGUGGUUGCACAGAACUUGUUCAUAUGCGAGAUGGGGACCUUUUUUCUAAUCAGUGUAAAUAAUAUAAUUUCAAUUAUUUUGAUAUUGACAAUAUAUUUCUUUAUCUUAACUAGACAAUGUAAGUCACAUUUAACCAUUUUUGCAGUUUUUAGGUAUAUGGAACAUAAGCACAAAUGCAUUGGGGGAAAGACAUAAGCAACAUUCCUUAAUACAGGGUCAGCUCUUGGAAAUACAAAUGCCAACGGUUCGGUCUGAUGAAUGCAGGACAUUGAUUCAGUGGUGCCUCUGUGUCAUGAGAAGCGCUGCUGUUAGUGUCAGGAGGUCAGAUUGGGAUUGAGUGUUUCUGAAGUGCAGUAAGAGGUGUACUAGUAACUCAUAGCCCUGCUUACUGUGUCAUUGUAUUCUCUCAUUAGUGCAUGGAAUACAGACUGGCUCUUACAUUAUAAUUUGAGACAUUAUCUUAAUAAAAAAUAUAUUAUAACCUCA